AUGAAGCUCUACCUCCCGCUGGCCGUCGUCGCGGCGGUCGCGGUCGCCCAAGACUUCGACGCGCAGGCCGAGGCCAUCGUCGCCAAGAUGACGCCGGCGCAGUGGAUCGGCCAAAUGGCCCAAGCCAACAUCGGCGUCAUUCUCGGCUCGGACGGCCAGCUCAGCGUGAACGCCGUCACGCAGUGUGCCAAGGCUGGCGUCGGCUCGUUCCUCAACGGUGCCAUGCCGGCGGCCAAGUGGCGUGCCAUGAUCACGCAGAUCCAGUCCAUUUAUAAGGCCAACAACGCGCCGCCCGCGCUCUACGGUCUCGACAGCGUCCACGGUGCCAACUACGUCAACGACGCCAUUUUGUCGCCGCAGCAGAUCAACAAGGGCGCGACGUUCAACGCCAAGAUCGUCCAAGACUCUGCGUUCGUCACGGCGCGCGACACGUCGGCGGGCGGCGUCAACUGGGUCUUUGCUCCGGGUCUCGACGUCACCAACCACAAACGCUGGUCGCGCGUCUACGAAACGUACGGCGAAGACCCGUACUUGGCGUCCGAGCUCGGUGUCGCGGCCGUCAACGGCAUCCAGUCCGUGCCGGGCGUGGCCGCCGCCGUCAAGCACUUUAUCGGAUACGGCGCCACGUCGACGGGCGACGACCGCGCACCGGCCUACUUGGACGACUACCAAGUGCUCAACUACCACGCGCCGCCCUUCAUUGCCGCGAUCCAGAACGCCAACGCGCUCUCGGUCAUGGCGAGCUACGUCUCGGUCAAUGGCGUGCCGAUGGUUGCCAACAGCCGCUUGACCAACGAUCUGCUUCGAAGCGACAUCGGCUUCAAGGGACUGCUGCUCACCGACUGGGAAGACAUUUACAACCUCAACUACGUCCACAAGCUCGUCACCAACAACCAAGACGCGGUCGCCAUGUCCAUGUCCAAGUCGUCCGUGGACAUGAGCAUGAUCCCGAACGACCUGAGCUUCAUCGGGCAUGCGCAAAACCUGCUCAACGCCGGCACGAUUGCGGCGUCGCGGUAUCGCGCGUCGGCCAAGCGCAUCAUCAAGAUGAAGCUCCAGCUCGGCUUGUUUGAGACGCCCGUGCCUGGCGCCAACAAUGUCAACCUUGUGGGUAGCAACGCGGACCGCCAAGCGUCGCUCGAACUCGCGCGUGAGUCGAUCGUAUUGCCGGUGCGGAGCAACCCGAACCUCUUUGUCACUGGCCCGGCCUACGACAACAUUGGCUACCUCUGCGGCGGCUGGACGUGGGAGUGGCAGGGCGUCUCGGGCAACGCCAAGUUCCCCGGCAGCCAAAGCGUACUCGCGGCGUUUCAGAGCCUCGUCGCAGACAAGGGCGGCAAGGUCACAUCGCUUCAGGGCGUCGACAUCAACGGCGGGACGACCGAUUCGCUGGCCGACGCCAAGGCCAAGGCCGCCGCCGCCGAGUACACGGUCAUCGUCGUCGGCGAGGCGCCGUACGCUGAGAUGGUCGGUAACAUUCCCGAUGCGGCACUGCCGGCUGGUCAGCUCCAGUAUAUUCGGGACAUUGCCUCGACCGGCACCAAGGUCAUUCUCGUCCUCGUCGAAGGGCGCCCGCGCCUCCUCAACGGCGUCGCCGACGUCGUCCACGCGGUCAUUGACGCGAUGCUGCCGUGCCACAUGGGCGGCCAGGCCAUUGCCGAGAUCAUCCUCGGCGUCACCAACCCGAGCGGCCGCCUCCCGCUCACGUACCCCAAGGACGCGACCAAGGACAACAUGGUGACGCCGUACUUCCACCGCAAGAACGGCGUGUGUGUGCUCACGGGCGCGGCGUGUCCGGCCGAGUGGGAGUUUGGCGCGGGCUUGAGCUACACGACGUUUGAGUACUCCAACUUUGCGCUCAGCGCCAACCAGCUCAACACGUCGUCCGAGUCGCUGACGGCGAGCGUCGUCGUGACCAACACGGGCGCGGUGGCCGGGAAGGAGGCGGUCUUGGUCUUUCUGAGCCAAGGCGCGCGUGCGUCCGGGACGCCCGAGACCAAGAUGCUCAAGAAGUUUACAAAAGUGUCCUUGGCGCCCGGGCAGUCGACCACGGUGACGUUUCCGAUUGGCUUCAACGACUUUGCGAUCUACAACGGCGGCAUUGGGUCGGGUCUCCUCAAGUCGGCCGAAGCCGGCGCGUACUACGUUGGCGUCAAGCCCGAGACGGUCUGCGACGCCAACACGAUCGGACCCCUCUGCAAGUCGUUCAAGUACGGUGCUGUCGCGGCCACGGUCCCUCUGUCGCUGUACGCCAAGACUACCGGCAAGAUCGUCGGCACGACGGACUGGGACACGUUCAUGUACUCCCCACCGACGGGUGCGACGCCGGCCAACCAGCAGCUCGAGUACCUGCCCGACACGCGCCAGCUCCGUGUGAAGAGCAACGGCAAGUGCCUCGACGUCUAUCCCAACAGCGCCGUGGCUGCCGGGUACACGUUGCAUCUCUGGACGUGCGAUGCGGCCAACGGCAACCAGCGCUGGCGCAUCAACGCCGCGGGCCACCAGAUUGCGCACGCCACGCACAACAACGUGUGUCUGGACGCAGACCCGACCGAUGGCCAGUCGCGACUUCAAGUCUGGAGCUGCGCGCCUGUGGGCACCAACCCCAACCAGUUUUUCGGUCUCACGAGCGUCACCGCCGAGCCCGCGACGCUCACGUCGCUCAGUGGGCUUCGCUUUGGCGCCAACGUGGGCAGCGGAAGCGUCGGCUUUGGAUCUGGUGCGAGCGUCUGGAGCUUCAACUUUAUGACGGGGCAGAUUGUGGCGCAAGGCUCUAACCAAUGCUUGGACGCGUACCAAGCGCAGAACGGCGGGGCGGUGCACCUCUGGACAUGCGACGCCAGUAACGGCAACCAGAAGUGGAUCUACGAGCCGACGACGGGCCAGCUGCGCCACGGGACGUUCAAGAGCUUCUGCCUCGACAUGCAGAGCGACGCGGGCGCGACGCCGUACGUCUGGACGUGCCACGACCCGAACAACUACUGGUUCAAGUUCCAGACCUUCAAGUACCAAAAUACCGCCGUGGCGCUGCCGUAG
Messenger RNA from Saprolegnia parasitica CBS 223.65, 3036 nucleotides. RefSeq lists its product as hypothetical. Gene Ontology annotation, biological process: glucan catabolic process. The record is from RefSeq and is a predicted model, not a curated record. The transcript has 5 exons. Lineage: Eukaryota; Oomycota; Saprolegniomycetes; Saprolegniales; Saprolegniaceae. Gene Ontology annotation, molecular function: beta-glucosidase activity. Bases 1 to 3036 code for a protein of 1011 amino acids.